CAUCUCCGCCUUCCCUUCAUAACUCUCUCUCUCUCUCUCGAUUUGUGACUUGGGUUUUGGAAUUUUUUUUUGGGGGUUUUGAGAUGAAGGUGACCGUUGUCUCUCGAAGCGGCCGAGAGGUGGUCAAGGGUGGGAUCGAGCUCGAAGACUCGGCUACUGUCAGCGAUUUGCAGGAGGCGAUUCACUCUCGUGCCAAAAAAUUCUAUCCAUCUAGACAGCGUCUCACCCUGCCUCUGCAACCUGGAACCAAGGGAAAACCUGUUGUCCUCUCUCCAAAGAAAUCUCUCAAAGAUUACUGUGAUGGAAAUACAAACACUCUGACUGUAGUAUUCAAGGAUUUAGGCGUGCAGGUCUAUUACAGCACUCUAUUCUUCUGGGAGUAUCUCGGUCCUUUAAUAAUCUACCCCAUCUUUUACCACUUUCCUGUGUACAAGUAUUUCGGUUAUGAAGAAGAGCGUGUCAUUCAUCCAGUUCAAACCUAUGCCAUGUAUUACUGGUGCUUUCACUACUUCAAACGAAUAAUGGAGACAUUCUUUGUUCAUAGAUUCAGCCAUGCAACUUCCCCUCUCUCCAAUGUCUUCAGAAACUGUGCUUAUUAUUGGAGUUUUGGGGCAUAUAUCGCUUAUUAUGUAAACCACCCGCAUUAUACUCCUGUGAGUGAUUUGCAGAUGAAAAUUGGAUUUGGGUUUGGGUUGAUCUGCCAAGUUUCGAACUUAUACUGCCACCUGAUUUUGAGAAAUCUUAGAAGCCCAGAUGGAAAUGGUGGAUAUCAGAUUCCUCGUGGGUUUUUGUUCAACAUAGUGACAUGUGCGAAUUACACAACGGAGAUCUAUCAGUGGCUAGGGUUUAAUAUUGCAACACAAACAGUAGCUGGAUAUGUUUUCCUUGUUGUGGCUGCUUCAAUUAUGACUAAUUGGGCUUUUGCUAAGCACCGGAGGUUGAAGAAGUUAUUUGAUGGAAAAGAAGGAAGACCUAGAUAUCCACGACGAUGGGUGAUACUUCCUCCUUUCAUCUAAGGAGAGAAAGGACUCUGAGCUCGCAAAAUCCCGUUUUCUUAGCAAUCUGCAUUAGAUUAGAGUUCUUCGUACUGUAUUACGUUGCAUGUCAAAGGCACUCUUCUCAAUUCCGUAUUCUUGUUAAAUCGAUAUCUUAAUGAUUCAUGAACGUUCUCAAGAUUGGUCGUCAAAAAUGUUAAUUUAACUCUGGUUUCAAUUUCUUCAAUUAUCAUAGUGCAGCUUCUUGUUCACUGA
This is a messenger RNA of Asparagus officinalis (garden asparagus), 1250 nucleotides long. RefSeq names its product very-long-chain enoyl-CoA reductase. Gene Ontology annotation, biological process: very long-chain fatty acid biosynthetic process. NCBI's taxonomy places the organism in Eukaryota, Viridiplantae, Streptophyta, Magnoliopsida, Asparagales, Asparagaceae. The record is from RefSeq and is a predicted model, not a curated record. The coding region runs from base 84 to 1016 and encodes 310 amino acids. Gene Ontology annotation, molecular function: oxidoreductase activity, acting on the CH-CH group of donors. The transcript is spliced from 4 exons.